Messenger RNA from Funneliformis geosporum, 678 nucleotides. NCBI's taxonomy places the organism in Eukaryota, Fungi, Glomeromycota, Glomeromycetes, Glomerales, Glomeraceae. The record is from the annotation of a GenBank genome assembly.
AUGGGUGGAAUUAUAAAUGCCGGAUUCCAAAAAACAUGCCUUAUUUGCCAAGAGAUAGUAGGGUUAGAAUUCUCUAAUGAGUGUCAGUGUGAAAAAAAGAAUAGUCAUUGUAAAUAUUGCCAAUCUAGUGAUAUUGAUAAGAAAAAUUGUUCCUGCCAAAAAGAAAAGCAGUUAAGCGAAUUAGAAGCAAAAAUAGUUCAAUCAAAAAAGGGCGAAACAGAAUUGGAGGAGUCAUUUGAAAAACAGCGUCUAGGACUCGAAAGUGUUAGAAAAAAAGCGAUCAAAUCAAGGAAAGGGGAAAAAAAUAAUGAUAGAUUGCAAAUUGAACGGAAUAACUUGCAACAAAUGAAGGGGUUUAGACAACGAACCUUAACUAACGGAACAUCUAAUGAACAAAUUAAACCUAAUCUAAAAUAUCUCAUAGAUAGAGGUGGAUACGGUGAAUUGCAAGAGGUAGCGGUCAAGAAAUUAUAUUUACCAAUUCAUAUUGCUUCUGAAUCCGACAUUAAAGUCAUUAAAAAAGAAAUAGAAAUUCUCAAGGAUUUGAGAAAUAGGUAUAUUAUCCAAUAUUAUGGGGUUUAUUCUGAUGACCAAGGGUUUCUUAUUAUAAUGGAUUAUGCUGAAAAUGGCACUCUGACUAAGUUCGUCAAUGACAAUAAAAAUAAAGAGCAUGAUUGA